This is a messenger RNA of Lutra lutra (Eurasian river otter), 2325 nucleotides long. RefSeq names its product NSF attachment protein beta (gene NAPB). Lineage: Eukaryota; Metazoa; Chordata; Mammalia; Carnivora; Mustelidae. Gene Ontology annotation, cellular component: vacuolar membrane; terminal bouton; synaptobrevin 2-SNAP-25-syntaxin-1a complex. Bases 222 to 1058 code for a protein of 278 amino acids. The record is from RefSeq and is a predicted model, not a curated record. The transcript has 11 exons. Gene Ontology annotation, biological process: synaptic transmission, glutamatergic; SNARE complex disassembly; regulation of synaptic vesicle priming. Gene Ontology annotation, molecular function: soluble NSF attachment protein activity; syntaxin binding.
AUGUGACCUGUGCUGUCUGGCUGUGGGCAAAGUGCACUUCCCCUCCCCAUUGAGUCUUCUCUGGCCCAUGACUGACUUUGAGGGAGUGUGUGGAAGGGGGAUGCACACUCUACUUGAGCAGAAGCUGCAGGGGUCAUCCCUUGCUUCUGCCCUGGUUUAAAAAAAAGGCGGGGGGGAGAGUACUCCAGAUAGGGCUACAUGCCAGAAUAGAGAGAUAACACAUGGAGAAAGAACAAGCACAACUGGCCUGCAGUUACAGAGGAAACACAAAAAUAGAAGAGGCUUGUGAAAUGUAUACCAGAGCUGCAAAUAUGUUCAAGAUGGCUAAAAAUUGGAGUGCUGCAGGAAAUGCAUUUUGUCAGGCAGCCAAGCUCCAUAUGCAGCUUCAGAGCAAGCAUGAUUCUGCCACCAGCUUUGUCGAUGCUGGCAAUGCUUACAAGAAGGCAGACCCUCAAGAGGCUAUCAACUGCUUAAAUGCAGCCAUCGACAUUUACACAGACAUGGGAAGGUUUACAAUUGCAGCCAAGCACCACAUCACCAUUGCGGAGAUCUACGAGACUGAACUGGUAGACAUUGAGAAGGCUAUUGCACAUUAUGAACAAUCAGCUGAUUAUUACAAAGGGGAAGAAUCCAACAGUUCAGCUAACAAGUGUCUGCUGAAAGUGGCAGCAUAUGCUGCCCAGCUGGAGCAGUACCAGAAAGCCAUCGAGAUCUACGAGCAGGUUGGGGCAAACACCAUGGAUAAUCCAUUGUUGAAGUACAGUGCAAAGGACUACUUCUUUAAAGCAGCCCUCUGUCACUUCAUAGUAGAUGAGCUGAAUGCCAAGCUUGCUCUUGAGAAAUAUGAAGAGAUGUUUCCAGCAUUUACUGAUUCAAGGGAAUGUAAGUUAUUGAAAAAACUUCUAGAAGCUCAUGAAGAACAGAACAGUGAAGCUUACACUGAAGCAGUGAAGGAAUUUGACUCAAUAUCUCGCUUGGAUCAGUGGCUCACGACCAUGUUGCUUCGUAUCAAAAAGUCCAUCCAAGGGGAUGGAGAAGGAGACGGAGACCUAAAGUGAACAUUUAUGUCUUUGUGGCAUGCAGCUGACUCCUCUUUAGUUUCAUGUUAGGGCCACAUGAUCUUUACAGGAUGCCCAUUAAAUGGCUUAAUUCUGUUGCACAUGGGCCAAACCAUCUGUGUGUUUAAGCUCCCUGUGUUUGUGUCUUCGUGAAGUGGACGGCUGGGAAGCUCCUGUGCAUAUUGUGGGUGCAAUGGGCUAUUUCAUGUUUGUCAGAGACCCAGAGUUUUCUGAGAACUACUUCAGAAUCUUAUUCCUGUUGUUUUGAUAUCAGCAGAGCCUGUGUUUAACUUUCUCGUGUAUUUUUAUGUCAUUUUCUUAGACUGGAGUACCCAGCCUAAUCAUUGUAAUAGAUGCUUUGCAUACUUUCCACAAAUUCGCACCUGGAUGUAUUCUCUAAGUUUACAUGUUUAGUUCAGGAUGGUUGUUAGGAAUGAGCUUUAUGGCUUUACUUACUAGAAAUGGUUUUUGUUGUUCUUGUGAUUCUUUUGAUGGUGCUAGUGACCAUUUGUUUGCUUUUUAUAUUGUUGUGUUGGCUAACAUGCAUGCAAAAAUUCAGAACAGCCGGGGUCUGCCAGCAUCACUUACUUAACAUUGUGAGAAAAGGGACCUUCCUGGCAGGGCUUGCUGAUGUGUGUGGGCCAAUGUCAGGGUGAGUCUGAUGGAUUUAUACUCCUUCACACACUAGAGAUCUGUACAAAACAGUUUUUCCUUUUCCUGGAGAUAGUUCCCACUUUUAGUUGGGGUGGAACCCUUUAUAUUCACAUAAAAGUGAUUUGAAAGGCAUGUCCUUUUGUUUACUUUCACGUUCAUACACUUGUCCACGUUGAGAUGAUGCCUGGUGUGCCACUACCAUGUGAAUCCUUGUCAAGGCCACAGAGAGACCAGGUCAUUAAUUUUACCCUUUAAUUAAACGUGAUGGGUUAGGUGGUAUAAAUACGGUACAGAGGUUUACCAUAUGUCCAGUUGGGGAAGAAGGUCAACGAGCUUCUGAGGAAAAUUUAUUUUCUUCUCAGCUAGUGGAGUCAUUUUGGCUUGAAUGUUUGAAUUUAGUUGUCAUUUUGGUUUACAUAAUAUUUGCUCUAUUGAUUUAUGAAUUUAACAUGCUGAUACUGUGCUUUAGACAUGGUCUUGUUUUCUGAAUCUUCUCUGUAUUUUUUUUUAAAGAUUUUAUUUAUUUAUUUGACAGAGAGAGAUCACAAGUAGACGGAGAGGCAGGCAGAGAGAGAGAGAGGGAAGCAGGCACCCUGCUGAGCAGGGAGCCCGA